AUGGUGCAUCUACCAACGCCCCCCGCGACUCCGGCGCUUGAAGGAGACCCCGAAGAGCUAUCUUCACAAGAUACAUCAUAUGCGGAGCUUUCCCGGAAGUUGGAUAGUAUUCUGGAACACUACCUUUUUCUCCUGGAUCAACAGCAGCUACUCCAGGAAGAGAUUGGACGACAAUUUUCCGCUGGAUUUUUUUCUCUUGCGCGUGCGAAUCGCUCAUGUCCACCAGGCCGUCGGUAUGGCGAAGAUUACUACGAUGAGAGAAUGAAGGCAUUGAGGAAACUUUCAAUUAACCCACCAUUGACAAUUGAGUUUCUGGAAAAUUCUCCCGACGCGACUUCUAACCAAACAGGGAGCAAUUCGACAUUUGUUAUAAAGAACGUUUUCCUCCCGUCUUCUCCCGCCAAAGGAGUCGACAAAGGUGACCCCGAGAGCCAAAACGACGAGAAGGGAUCUAGCACGUCCUCACCCUCCAGAAGCUCUUCCCUUGAUCCUCCUAGAUUUUCCGAAGAACCGCAACAGCCUAGCAGCAACGCGCCCACCCCGCAGUCCCCCAAUCCAUUGAACUGGUUUGGAAUCCUUGUCCCUACAGCUCUACGAAAUGCACAGCAAACGUUUUCUGAGGUUGUUGAAGGCGCCAUACCUGCCCUGGCGAAUGUGAUUACUGAGAUGCGAGAGGUGGAGAGAAAGGUGGAGGCGUUGAGGGCCCUGUUGGCACGUGAAGCUGCUGAGGGUGCAUCAGCCGAAGGGUAA
Molecule: messenger RNA, 750 nt
Organism: Paracoccidioides lutzii Pb01
Exons: 3
Coding region: 1-750 (249 amino acids)
Biological process (GO): vacuolar proton-transporting V-type ATPase complex assembly
Cellular component (GO): extrinsic component of endoplasmic reticulum membrane; Vma12-Vma22 assembly complex
Source: RefSeq, a predicted model, not a curated record